AUGGAGGAGGACGGCCCUAGCCGGAGCGGCCUGCCGCCGGUCGGGGAGUGCGAAUGGAGGGAGGAGCUGAGGCAGCAGCAGUCCCAGGUCGAGGCGCUGCGCGACCGGCUCGUGGAGGUCAAGGUCGGGAUGCGGCGCUCCGAGGACGAUUCCGGCCGGGAGCUCGAGCACCUGUGCCGCAGGGUCAAGACCAUCGCCACCCUGCUGGCCUACCUCAAAUCCAAGGCCAGGAUCAUGGCGAUACCGCACCUCGCGCACACGUCCUGCGGGAUCAGGAACCAGGACGGCGUGGGGUUCGUCGACAGGCAUGGGGUGCCCCUGGCCGAUUGGUCCAAGGCCACUGACUCCGCUUCCUGUGGGGGAGGUUCGGAUGACAGGACGGCGGCAGAGGGUAGCGGCGUUCAGAAAAAUGGCGAUGCCGUUGAGGGGGAUGGAGAUGUCGAUGAUAUUCUCAAGUCCAUCCGCGUGGUGACCGAUGUCAUGGAGUCUCUUGUCAAGAGAGUGAUUGUGGCCGAGUCCGAAACUGCGAAUGAGAAAGAAAAGGUGAGGAUUGGGUUGGAAGAGAUCAGGAGGAAGACCAUUCAGGUCGAGUCCAUGUCGGUCAAAGUCGAGGAGAUGGAGAAGUUUGCGGUGGGUACGAAUGGUAUGCUGAACGAGAUGAGGCAGCGGGUUGAAGAUAUGGUGCUGGAGACUACACGGCAGAGGCAGCGCGCCACUGAAAAUGAGCAGGAGCUUAGUCGUGUGAAGAACGACUUUGAGUCGCUCAGAACUUAUGUCAGCACACUUGUUAGUGUCAGAGAAACUCUUCUUUCAUCGGAGAAGCAAUUCGAGACAAUGGAAAAGCUUUUUGACAGCAGUUCUGUGCCUCAAUCGUGUCCCAAAUGUUUAUUGAUAUUUAGUGGUCAAGAAGAUGCAGAUAGACUUGGGCUAGUCGCAAGGACCAACCAGCUCGAGACCGAGAAAGCACAGAAAGAAGCCGAAGUCCAGAAGGUGAUGGAGGAAAAUGUGAGGCUACGUGCCAUGGUCGACAAGAAGGAUGCACAGCUCCAGGCGAUGAGUGAGCAGUGCAAGUUCAUGGCUCUGAACCGUCCAAACUAG
Triticum turgidum subsp. durum (durum wheat) is the source of this 1098-nucleotide messenger RNA. The record is from the annotation of a GenBank genome assembly. NCBI's taxonomy places the organism in Eukaryota, Viridiplantae, Streptophyta, Magnoliopsida, Poales, Poaceae.